Molecule: messenger RNA, 2459 nt
Organism: Triticum aestivum (bread wheat)
Lineage: Eukaryota; Viridiplantae; Streptophyta; Magnoliopsida; Poales; Poaceae
Exons: 3
Coding region: 1348-2139 (263 amino acids)
Source: RefSeq, a predicted model, not a curated record
UCCUGUUCCCCACCCUCCCCACAGCCCAAACCCUUGCUCCUGUCCACAUCAACCAAGAAUUCCAUGCUCCGAUUCCGCGGAAGGAGCCUUCAGGUGGCGGCGCCCCUUGAUCAGGCCUUCCGCCGUCCACCGGCUCCCUGUCCAAUGUCCGCAGGCGUUGCUCGGCAAUGCAGAGGGAGGUUCACGGGCAGAAAGAUGCCUCCUUCCUUUCGCCAGCGUCCGGUGGUUCACCGGCACUACCCACCAUUUGCUACGCUUAUCCGAGCGCCGGCGACAUGCUAUCCUCCUCCACCAUCUUUCAUGCCUGCGUCGGACGCCGGUCUGUCGUCUCCGUCGCCGCUGAGCCCGUCCACAGGUGCCAUGCUGCGCGCCUGCUUCCCGCCGGCGUGCCCCGCGCGCAGCCGCGUGGGAACCGCCCAGCUCAGUCCGUCGGCGGGAUCCUGCUUCCCGCCGUCACCGCAGGCGAAACUGCAGGCAGCAGCAUGGCGACAGGCAACUGCCUUCGGCCACCGUACGCUCCAUGGUGUCGGUCAAGAGGACCGCCACCGCAACCGCACAUCGGCGUCAUGCUGCCUCCACGGGACGCCGUCACAUGGCGCGCGGGGCUGAGAUCAACACCAACUACCAGUCUGAUGUCAUUGGGAGGUUCGUUCUCAAGAGGCUUCAAAACAAGUGCUCUGGAUACCGUUGAAUUCGAUACACUGGAACCUUAUGUUCCUCCCAGCUCUGUGCAGUCACACAAGCUACAAUUAUAUGCAAAAUUAGAAGAGUUUCCAAUAGAUGAAGUGCAACCUACUCAUAUCCGUAGUGCUGUAGCAGUUGCUGUUGGCAUAGUGAAGGUUCAGUUCGAUUUGAAUCGCCUGCAGAGCUUAUACCAUGAACAUGUCAGGCAUAUCUUGGUGGCCAAUGGUAUACAUGUGGAUGGCUCAUUAGAUGACAUAUUUGAGCUCACUAGAUAUAGGAUUAUCAGCUGUUUGGAAGGAAGAAAUCUCUGAAAAGAAAGGGCCACUUAACCUAUCGAGUCUUGACGUCAUGCGAACUUUGGUCGGACUAAAAGAUCAUAAAUGGAGUCACUUACUGGACUAUCUUAGAGACAUUAAGAUAAUUGUCAUUGAGAAAUGGGAUUUGCCACUUUCAACAGUGGAGUCGAUGAUAUUCAAUCUAGGUUGGAAGCUGCCGUUAGAUACUAUAUCACUCUACAGGGGGCAGACUGAUGCAUCGUUCAAGUUCAGCACCAAACUGGCAUCUCUAUGCUCAAUCGUUUGGAAUGAUAGUAAUCAAGUCACCGACUGCUUAAUCUGUCAUAAUAUCGUAUGCAAGGAUAACAUUUAGGCUGAGCUGUUAUCAAUGUUCAUGCUGAUGCGCCGGGCUGUGGAUUUAAAAAUUAAUGACUUGCUGAUAUAUACAGACUGCAGCCAUUGUGAUCGAGUUGUGAGGGAAGUGGAAAUAGUGCAGCCCAAGGAUAAGCACGCAGAAUUGUCCGUGGCGGUGCUUGGCUUGAAGGCGAAGUUCGAUAAUGUCUUUUGUCAGUUAGAACCAAGGGAGAAGCUGCUGUUCCCUGAUUCUCUCAUCAGUCUCUGGAGGAACUCAUCCUCACCACAUGCAAAUAUAUUUGAAGGUUUAUUGGGCAUAUGGUCACCCCAUUUGCUGGGACUGCCGGUUUUCCGGAUCCAUCAAACAAGAAAAGCUGCUAAUGCUUUCAUUGCUAAAAAAAAUGCUGGAGGAAGUCUGGGAAACCUUGUUCUGCACCAUGCAUAUAAAGUCAAUGUGAAGGAAGAAUCAAGAAAAAUGGAUGCUGUGCGAAAUGUAGUUAUGGCGAUGCGCCCCAAAAGCAUAGAGGUGUUGGUGAGAACUGAAAAUGAAGCCCAAGCAGUGGGAGAGGAGUUGAGCAAGCUGUUCAAACAAAUGCUUGUUAAAUAUGAGAAGCGCGCAGUUGGUGAAGGCUAUGAGGUAGCAGCAAGGAAGGGCAUUGUCAUCUCUGGUAGAGAGAGGAAACUGAGAAUUAUCUAUCACUCAUCAAUGGAGGAUGUGACCACAAUCAAGGCGGCUAAUACACUAAGUGUGAAGCUCUUGAGUUUGGAGGAUGAUGAUGAGAACAUUACAGCACUACGGCCGGAGUGUUUCCUUUUCUUCAAUUGAAAACCCAACCAAUGUCUUGAUAUCCAGAACAUCUAGGAAUUCCCAGUGAAAUGACGAUAAUUUGCAAUGAGGCAUCAAGUGUAUGGAGGACUUCAAUCUGCAGGAGCUUGAUCACAAUUUCUAUCUUUGUGCCAAGUGCAUCUAUCUGCAGGAGAUUGAUCACAAUUUGUCAAGUCACAAUUAUGCAUUACAUCCUUGGUGAACUCAAGUUCAAAUUUAGAUGUCUCUUAAUCUAUCAAUUCUGUGAUGUUCGGUAUAUUUUGAAAUUGGACAUGUAGACACCUUAAUGUUUGAUUCGUGAUAUUAGUGUUUGUCCAUUA